AUGGUCUACCUGUGGGGCCUUGUAGCAUCAAAACAGAGUAAAAGGCUGAACUCCUUCGACCGACAUCAAGAUCGUUCGGUAUUUCGGCCAUCAUAUGGAAGUAUGUGCGAUAGAUUAAUGGCAACAAAUAAUGUGCCGCUGCUGUUGAUGUCGGCAACAUGCCGACCUGUGGUGCUUGAGGCCAUCACAUCAAAUUUGAAGCUGCAACCAGAAGACAUCAAAUUGAUCGAUGGGGAGCUGACUCGGCCCGAAAUUAGGUUGAUACGGGUCUCAAUGCAGUCAACACUGAAAUCCUGUGAUGAUUUGCUCAGGAUUUACGCCCCCCAGACAGUGGCUCCUGCAGACCAAGUGGUUCCAACGAUCAUCUACUCUGGGACUCGGAAUGGGACAUUUCAAGUGAUGAGGGUUGUCAAUGAGGCCCGCCACACAAAAUGGCAUGAAUACGACCCUUUGGAUUCAUUCAUUCGUCGAUUUCACUCAGUUACUGGGGACGAAGACAAGACUGAGAACAUGGCCGACUACGCCAAAGGCAAAUACCCGGUGAUUUCGGCUACUAUGGCCUUAGGUCUGGGGCAAAACUUGAAGCGCGUGCGAUGUGUUAUUCACAUGGGGCGUGGAGACCCAUCAUCAAUUGUUCAAAUGGUCGGGCGCUGUGGACGCGAUGGAAAGAGCGGUUUGGGCAUCCUGUUCAUGGAGCCAAUUAGGAAGAAAGGGAAAAACAAUGUGGCUGCCUUUGCAUCAAAGGGAAUUCAGGAUGAUGAUGAUCGUAUGGAUGCUUUGGCGGUCACUCCAGUCUGUUUGAGGAUUGCACUCACAAUCGAUAACAAACAUGGUUACAUCCCAUUGGCACUUGAAGACCCAGCCUAUCAAGAAGAAAAAAAGAGGGAACUUUCCAAGGGUUUUGACAUUUGCCGCUGUUCGAAUUGUUGCCCGGCCGAGGCUGAGGCAAUUCUGAAUUUGGCACAGCAAAUGACGGUAAACAACUUUGAUGCAAUCCUCGCGGACCCCCUGGCGACACCAAAGGACAGCUCAAUUGUUACAAUGACCCGCAAGGCAAAGCCGCGAAGGCCCAAGGGGACCUGUAGGCUGGCCCCUGAGGUGGCCGCAAACCUUAUAUCGUACUUGGUUGAAGACUUCAAGUUGUUCUAUUCUCAAGCACUAGGGCCAUCAGCAGAAUUCGAGGCUUCAGAUUUCUUUGGAUUGUCACACGCAACCGCGAUCGUGGCACAUUUUGACCAGGUCUGCGGGGCCAUUCCACACAACACCGAGCUGGCCGAGAGGCUAAUGGGUGGGGAGUUCUUUCCUGACCAGACGAGAUGGCUUGAUCAGUCUAUCAGCAAUUGGAUGGAGGGGGAAGUUUAUCAAGAUAUCCUGCGGCAUGAGGCAUUCAUUGUGUCUGAGGAGGUUCGAUUACGUGAAGAGAUUGAGGCAAAUUCUGAGGCUUUGCUAAUUGAAAAGGCAGCAUGGACGGCAGAAAAAAAAGCAAGGGCUCAAGCGGUUGUGGCAGCGGCGGCACUAGUGAGGAAGGAGGCUUCUGACGCGGCCAAGAAGGCAAGGACCGAGGAGCAAGCAGCUGAAAAGAAGAGAAAACAGGAGGCAUCAAGGCUCGUGAAGGAAGCGGAACAAGAUCGCAAGCGGUUCGAGGCUGAACUGAAGAAAGCACAACGGCUUCAAAAGCAAGCAGACGAGGCCUUUCAAAAGCAGGAGGCACGCAGAUUGCGUAAUCUGGCCGCUGCAGAAGCGAGGGCCGUGGUUGCAGCAAAAAAGGCGGAUGACAAACGGAUUCGUAAAGAAACAAAAGAGAGCAACAAGAAACGUGCGAGCGACAAUCGAGACCUUCGAGGAAUUGUCUCAAGGAAGAAGCAAUCAACUAGAGAGGAAAUGAGACAUGAAUUGGAGGUGUACAACACACAUGUAGCCUUGGUACAUCAAGCCCCGGGGGCAUCUCAAUCUGCUGGGGACUCAUGA
Molecule: messenger RNA, 1968 nt
Organism: Puccinia graminis f. sp. tritici CRL 75-36-700-3
Lineage: Eukaryota; Fungi; Basidiomycota; Pucciniomycetes; Pucciniales; Pucciniaceae
Exons: 2
Coding region: 1-1968 (655 amino acids)
Biological process (GO): double-strand break repair via homologous recombination
Cellular component (GO): chromosome; cytoplasm
Molecular function (GO): four-way junction helicase activity; 3'-5' DNA helicase activity
Source: RefSeq, a predicted model, not a curated record